Molecule: messenger RNA, 784 nt
Organism: Rosa chinensis
Lineage: Eukaryota; Viridiplantae; Streptophyta; Magnoliopsida; Rosales; Rosaceae
Product: dnaJ protein ERDJ2-like
Exons: 2
Coding region: 24-635 (203 amino acids)
Source: RefSeq, a predicted model, not a curated record
UAAGUUACACCUGCUACCUCAAUAUGGAGAAGAAAGUGGUCGUAGAUCACUAUCAGGUUCUUGGUUUACCGUCUGGUGAGGAAGGGGCCAAGCUUGAGGACAAAGAGAUCACAAAGGCGUACAGAGCAAAGGCUUUGGAGUUGCAUCCAGACAAGAGACCAAACGAUCCCAAUGCGAAUGCCGAGUUCCAAAGGCUCAACGCAUCUUAUGAGAUACUCAAUGAUCCAAAUGCCCGGAAACAGUUCGACUCUUCUCUGAGACUUGAGGACAAGCCUUCGGAACCAACACCAACCUCUGAACCACCACCAAGUAAGAAUGAGGAUCUUGACCAGGGUUACUUGUUUGUGGUUGGUUUGUUAAUCUUUGUUUUAGCCCCCAUGGUUUUUCCGGAAUCGAGAUCCAGAAGCAGUACGUCGAAUAGAUUAGGUUCUUAUAUAGAAGGGUUCUUUAAAUUACCCAAACGUGAAAGAUCGGAUCUCUGGUCGGGGAUGAUUCGACUAGGUCAAUAUUUUAAACGCAGACCACCUCCUCCUCAGGCUACCACCAAUCAAGAACCACAAGUAGAAGAUCACGAAGAUAAUCAUGAAUCACUAGUAGAGGAUCAUGAAGAUAUUGAGGAUUGGGUGAUGGUUUAAUAACAGAUAGAAGAUGGCUUUGAACCCUUGUUAUCUAUUCUCUGAGCUCCUGAAUUCGACAGUACAUAAAACUUUUUUAGCAGUGGAUUGACUAAUAUCUUUCAAUUUCAGUAUUCAAUACAUUUUUUCUGAUCAGCUUAUAUUCUUGA